Messenger RNA from Enterobius vermicularis (human pinworm), 639 nucleotides. The record is from the annotation of a GenBank genome assembly. NCBI's taxonomy places the organism in Eukaryota, Metazoa, Nematoda, Chromadorea, Rhabditida, Oxyuridae.
AUGGUAAUUAGAAAUGAAGUGAAACAGAUUGUGGUCGGAUUUUCAAAUAAAGAUGAGGAAAAAGGCUAUACAGCUUGUGGAUCCGUGACUUUUGUUUCUUCCAGUUCUGGAAGGAAAAUUCUGGUUGAUUGUGGAAGUCCAUGGCACGGAUCGAAGAUCAUUGCAGGUUUAAACGAUGAAGGAGUUUCUUGUUCUGACAUAACGGACGUUGUUAUUACCCACGGUCAUAGCGACCACUGUGGUUGCCUUUCUUUAUUCGAGUCGGCUCGUUUCUUUAUGGAUCAAGACUGUGCGGAAAAUUUUUGUUGUUACUCAACGUUACAGGUACGAUUGUUUCAGUUUCGGCAAACAACAGGUUCUACUGUUUUGGCCCCUGGAGUAGAGAUCAUUAGAACUCCUGGUCACACGGAUCACGACCUGAGCGUGAUUGUCAGAGAGACAUCUAUUGGUACUGUGUGCUGUACUUCAGUUGCUUUUUCAGGAGACAUUUUUGAAGAUGAAAGGGAUGAUUCUUGGUUGGUUAACAGCAGGUACCCUGAUCUUCAAAAGAGCAGUCGAAGUUCCAUUUUAGCUGUUGCCGACUGGAUAAUACCGGGUCACGGAAAAUUAUUCAAAAGUUGUCGUGAUGUAGGACAUUAA